UUCUCCACAUUGCAUUGAGCUUCACACAGUUGUCUCAGCCUCCAGCCCACCUCGGUGAAGGAGAACCUACACCUUCUGCAAGAUAUGGACUUCAAUGGGACAUGGCAGGUCUACUCCCAGGAGAACUAUGAGGAGUUCCUGAGGGCCAUGGAACUCUCAGAAGAUGUCAUCAAGACGGCCAAGGACAUCAAACCGAUUACUGAGAUCAAACAGAAUGGUAAUGAUUUUGUAGUUACUACCAAGACCCCUGGAAAGACGGUGACCAACUCCUUUACCAUUGGCAAGGAGGCUGACAUCACCACCAUGGCUGGCAAGAAGCUUAAGUGCACUGUCUGUAUGGAGGGUGGCAAAAUGGUCUGCAGAACUGGAAAGUUCUGCCAUAUGCAAGAGGUCAAGGGAGAAGAGCUGAUUGAGACAAUAACUAUGGGCUCCGAAACUAUGGUCAGAAGGAGCAAAAAGAUAUAAAGCUGACAGGAACAAAACCAAUGUCUAUUUAAAUAAAUGCAUUGCCACAUA
Messenger RNA from Thalassophryne amazonica, 516 nucleotides. RefSeq names its product fatty acid binding protein 10a, liver basic (gene fabp10a). Gene Ontology annotation, biological process: fatty acid transport. Gene Ontology annotation, cellular component: nucleus; cytosol. The record is from RefSeq and is a predicted model, not a curated record. The transcript has 4 exons. Gene Ontology annotation, molecular function: fatty acid binding. The coding region runs from base 85 to 465 and encodes 126 amino acids. Lineage: Eukaryota; Metazoa; Chordata; Actinopteri; Batrachoidiformes; Batrachoididae.